AUGGCAUAUGGCACAACAAAAGGUUCUGACGGUUCUGCUGGUUCUGAUAGCGGAGAACCUCAGGAGAACUCCAGGAACCAGCAGGACCAAACCCUGUCCAGCUUCUCCUCAUGUCUGACCUCUGACCUCCAGGGCCUCUCCAACCUGCUGGAGCUGAAGAUGGCCCACAAUGAGUACAUCAGCUACCUCCACACACGGACCUUCACGGGGCUGAAGAAGCUGCAGAGGCUGGACCUGUCCGACCUCAACCUCUUCAGCAUCCCAGACCGCAUCUUCAUCGAGCAGAGCUCCCUGAAGGAGCUGCUCUGCUUCCAGAACAACUUCAGGAGGAUCCCAGGAGCCAUCAGGGGCAUGGAGAACCUGACGCACCUCUACCUGGAGAGGAACAAGAUCGAGGCCGUGGCCUACAACUCCCUGCUGGACCUGGGGAGCCUCCGNUACCUGAACCUCCAGGGGAACCGUAUCAAUGUGAUCCAUGACAACGCCUUCCAGGACCUGGUACGGCUGGAGAACUUCUACCUCAAUGAUAACCUGCUGUCGGUUCUUCCCAGACUCCCCUUCAAGGGGCUCAGCCGCCUAAAGAUGCUGAACCUCGGGGGGAACCAGCUGACCAAUGUGUCCAGGACUUGGUUCAGUGACCUAAUGGAGCUGGAGGUCCUGUACUUGGACAGGAACCAGCUGCUGAACAUAGAGGAGGGCUCCUUCGAGAACCUGACCAGCCUGAUCACGCUGCACCUGAACAGCAACAACCUGACCACGCUGCCCUUCAGCGUCUUCCAGCCCAUCUACUUCCUGGCUCACCUGUACCUCUUCAGGAACCCCUGGGAGUGCGACUGCUCCCUGGACUGGCUCAAGCAGUGGAUGGAGAACUACAAGCUGGUGCGGGACAUCCCCUGCGCCUCGCCCUCCUCAGUGGCGGGUCUGGACCUCAGCCAGGUGGUCUUCCCUGCGGUGAACGGCUCCUGCGUCGACCCCAGCGAGCUCAACCUGACUACGGCGUCCUCGGAGCUCAUGUCCACCACGGAGAACCGCUUCAACAGCCUCAUCUCCAAGCUGCUCCAGCAGGAGCUCAGGGAGGAGAUGGGGAACGGGACUGAGAGUCUACGGAACGGGACCCUGCUGGAUUCAGAGGAGGGCCAGCUGUCAGCGGGGGCCGGGGGGCCCCGGACCCACACCUUCCAUUCUCUGCUUGGCUUCAUGGCGGCAUGGAUCUUCUUUGGUUCGUUUCUCCUGUCAGAAUUCUCCUGAAGUCGCCUCCAUCUGUCAGGCUGCCGCGGGUCAAAUCUGUGGUUCUCUGGACCUUCUGGACCGUGGCCCAGAAAGUUCUGGUUCUGGAACCAACCUGACUUCACAUAAAACCAAGGGCUUAGAAAAACUUUUCCUUCCUCUCUGAUUUUUCUCAUUUUGCU
Cyprinodon variegatus (sheepshead minnow) is the source of this 1409-nucleotide messenger RNA. Its product is annotated as nyctalopin-like. Gene Ontology annotation, cellular component: plasma membrane. Gene Ontology annotation, molecular function: protein binding. The transcript has 2 exons. NCBI's taxonomy places the organism in Eukaryota, Metazoa, Chordata, Actinopteri, Cyprinodontiformes, Cyprinodontidae. The record is from RefSeq and is a predicted model, not a curated record. Bases 1 to 1248 code for a protein of 415 amino acids.